Molecule: messenger RNA, 1437 nt
Organism: Neohortaea acidophila
Lineage: Eukaryota; Fungi; Ascomycota; Dothideomycetes; Mycosphaerellales; Teratosphaeriaceae
Exons: 1
Coding region: 1-1437 (478 amino acids)
Biological process (GO): regulation of transcription by RNA polymerase II
Cellular component (GO): nucleus
Molecular function (GO): RNA polymerase II cis-regulatory region sequence-specific DNA binding; DNA-binding transcription factor activity, RNA polymerase II-specific
Source: RefSeq, a predicted model, not a curated record
AUGGACUUCUCUAUCCCGGGUGUUCCCAUCCCGGAGAGCGACCUCCGCCAUGCCCCUCCCCCGCAACACCAAGGCCUCCCUUAUUUCGUCCAGCACGACGACGGCGGCAUGAUGCUGGACUCCGGCUUUGAUUCCUCCUACUCCACCAUGGGCGAGGAUGAUUUCGCUGCUGCCUUUCCGCCAUUUCCGCCGUGCGACGACUGCACACCUGUUACCAAAACCAACAUUCCGCACCACCACCACCCUUCCGGACGACUCGCCGGCGCCUCGGCCCAAUUAGCCGGCCACUUUUGCUGUUCUUGGAUCAUCCACGACCAGCCUUGCUACCUCUGCUUCGAGUCUGCCGAGGCCCUGGACAACCACAUCAAGAACGACCACGCGGGAAAGGACGGCACGUAUCGCUGUCUAUGGCACGACUGCUCCAAACAUGACACCUCCACCCAAACCAUCGGGCCUAUGAAUUUCGGCAACAAGCCCAAGCUUAUGAGACACGUGCACAGCCAUACCGGCUACAAGCCCUUUCCCUGCCCUUUCCCCGAUUGCGACAAGGGCUUCGUCACGAAAGAGCAGCUGAAGAACCACGAGACCACCCACACCAAGUCGCGCAAGUACAAGUGCGAGCAAUGCGGCAAGGCCUUUGCCGUCAAGUCCGCCCUCACCACCCACAUCACCGCCGUGCACGACGAAAAGAAGAUCCACAGCUGCGAGAUUUGCGGCAAGGCCUUUGCCGACAGCUCCAAUCUGUCCAAGCACAAGCAGACCCAUUUCCGCGACAAUAGCGCCAAGAAGCAGCGUAGCAGACGAAGCACUACCACCACCAACACCAACACCAUCAGCACGAGAAGCUCUCCAUCCAUUGCCACCCCAUCCGCCGAGCCGGCCACACCCGUCAUGCACGUGCCCAGUCUCCAACAAUUUGCCCUUUCCUCAGGCAUGAUGGCUCCGCCCGCUGCUCCCAAGCAGCCCUCCGCGCCAAACUUCUUCAACCCCCUCCCCGCAGCCUAUUGCUCCGUGUCCACCACCUCCUCGGCCGGCUCGCCACUCCGCGACGCCUUCGAUCCCAGCUACUACUGCUGCGACGAGCAGUGCCCGGCACCAGUCGGCCCCGCCACGCCCUGCGACUCCCCCGAGGAAUGCAGCCUCGAAGGCUUCUGCGACCUGCCCGAGUGUCUCGGACAGACCGACCACGACACGGGCAUAUCAUCAGCCGGCACAUCUGCGCUAGGCUGCGCAUGCGGCGAAGACUCGCCCCUCUCCCCCCAUCAGAUCGAGCAGCUGCGCAAUUUCCACUCGGCCGCGAUGGCUCCGUGGGACGCGGGCAAUGUUCCGGGAGGUGUUGGGUUUGUGCAUGCCGGCGCUGCUCACGCUCACCCUCCCCGCCAACAUCACCAGGAUGUCCGGAGCCAGUACUACGAUAUGCAGGGGAGUCUACGAUGA